Limulus polyphemus (Atlantic horseshoe crab) is the source of this 4277-nucleotide messenger RNA. Its product is annotated as ionotropic receptor 21a-like. Gene Ontology annotation, cellular component: membrane. The transcript has 3 exons. Bases 5 to 694 code for a protein of 229 amino acids. The record is from RefSeq and is a predicted model, not a curated record. NCBI's taxonomy places the organism in Eukaryota, Metazoa, Arthropoda, Merostomata, Xiphosura, Limulidae. Gene Ontology annotation, molecular function: ligand-gated monoatomic ion channel activity.
ACACAUGACAAUCCCAGAAGCCCUGGCAGUAAGAGUUCUCGUUGGAGUUUGGUGGUUGGCUGUUAUAGUGAUUCUUGGUUGUUACAGCGGAACCUUAACGUCCUUCAUGAUGUAUCCAGGAUAUAAGAAGUCGUUAGAUGAUAUCUUUAUGUUAGUUGACGCCGUGGAAAAAGGAUAUUACACAUGGGGCACUGUUAAGGGAUCGUCCUGUAUGACGGAAUUUGAAAAAACACAUAGUGAGCUGUUGAAAAAGCUUGCUGACAAUACGAAACAAAGACUCAUCGUUAGCAACGUGAGCGAAGGAGUGCAAGAAGUAAAACAUCAAAAUUAUGGGUUCUUCUACAACGAAUUAAAUAUGUUGUUUGAAAUGCCAGCCAAUCACAAAAAGUAUUACGUCAUGUCUGCCGAUUAUAUAAGAAUGGAUUUCAUGGCCUUGGCUUUCCAGAAAAACUUUUUAUACCAGGAACUAUUUAAUUCAUUCAUCCGACGGGCUGUCAAAGCUGGGCUUGUCCAGAAGUGGAUGAAUGACAUUACUUUUUACCACUUCUACAAGAUUGACAAGAAUACUACGACGCCAUUUUCAGAUAACGAAAGACCUCUCAACUUAACAGACUUACAGGGUGCUUUCUACAUCCUUGGAUUUGGCUCAUUUUUAUCCGCCAUUUGUUUAGUUGUAGAAUGGCUUUUUUGGUAAGAAGAAAAUACAUAGAAAUAUUUAGUAAAUUUUGUAACUUAGAUCUAUAUUGAAUCUUUUACAUAUUCUUUAGUACAGGUUCCUCUUAAACACAUAUAAAUUUAAGGUGUUGUUCUAAGAAGAAUAGUACUUUCGACAAAUAAAAAAGGAAUUACUGCAAUCUAUAAAUGUCCCAACAGAUUGGAGCACUUUUGAAGGCAAUCUCUUCUUCAUCAGGAUGAAAGACAAAAGUACGUUACGAUAAAGAAUCGUUAGACAGAGUUAUCGGGAGAUAAAAUGACCACACAAUUUUGCCCCAUUUACUCUAUCUAUUCCUGUUGAAGAAGGGAGCACCGAUCGAAAGUUAUAUUCAUGAGACGAGAAAUAAACUGUGUAUUAUUUUAUGUUCUUUAAAUAUAAAGUAUAGGGAAUAUAGAGAAUGCUUCAAAUAAUGGGUCGAGAAAUAUGAUGUUCAAGUAAACUAGACAAAAUGUUUCUAGUGAAUCUUACAUCUUAACAUUACACAAAAAUACAAACACUAAACGAUUCUUUACUCGGCAUUAUCAGGAGUCAGUAACACAUUUCAAAAAAACGACCUCUUCAUUUUCAUUAGGAGUUUCAAAUGAAUGGACAAAUUUUCGAACGUCAUUUAUUGAAUUACUGUAGUCACUACAGUUCUGUAGCACUAUCAUACUAAUAUAAAACAGUAUGUAAGUCUAAAAAAAAUCAUAUAAUUGCAAAUAGUAGUUCAAGCUGAAACAUAUGUGUGAGAAUUGGAGUAGGGUUUAUUUUUGUAGUGUUACUAUGUGAUAUGCCAAAUUAAUUAAUAGGAUAUAAAAGCAUUUCAUUAUUAAUGAUUCUUAUUAUUAUUAGGGCCAGAAAACUAUCCCUUUCUUAAGUAACCACAAACUUCUGUUUUAAUUAUUAGACCAUAUUAUGAAACGGUUAUUUAUCUGCAUAUCGCAAUGGGGCAUUUAGGCAUAACGUUAUAACUUAUACCUUAAAAGACAAAGCUUAAUUAAAAGUUAACAAUCAUUUUGUAGGAAAUAAUUACUAAAAGUAAAGGAUACUUUUAACAGUGGAUAUGAAGAAAGUAUUUGACAUGGGACGGUUCAACACAGCUGGGUUUCUUCGUUAAGACAAAGCGCAUUAGGGAAGACUCAUCCUUGAAACGUCCCCCUCCCCCCAUCUAUGUGAAUCUGUUAAUAACGGCAACGAAAAUGAUACUAGUUUCAAUAAGGAGGACGUUGCCCCCCUCUGUUCGGGUACUGAUUUAAAUUAGAGUAGUUUAAUAACCAAAUGUUAGACAUUUGAGUUAAGACUGAUUCAAUAAUGAACUUCAAAUCUCCUAACUUUGUUUCGUUUCGAGAAUUACAAGGCUAAUAAAAUAAGUAUCCCAACCUUUAUGCUUUCAUAAGCUUCUUAAGCUAACUUAUAGGAACUAUUUUGUAAUGAUGAUACUGGUAAGCCAAAGUCGUUUAUGACUUUUAGAAAUAGAUAACUUGGGUAAAAUCUGUACAUAUAAACGUAUGCACUUAUAAAUUGGUUAAUAUUUAUAAUUAUAAUUAAUACACAUCAAAUUAUAUAUUAAAGAAAUGUAAAACUAAAUCUAGUUAAUGAAACGUUUGGACUAAAUAAGUCUAACAUCAGUAGCAAAUAUAAAGAAUAAUAUUGUCACAUCACGUUAGGUAUAACUUUAAUCUCACAAUUAGGCCUAGCUGUAAUGCAAUGUGAAAUUAGAAUUAGAUACUAUAACUAUAUUUAAAAAAACAUUGUCCUAAUAGAAUGUACUUGCUUUUAUUAAAACGAAAAGCAAAAGUUUAAGUGGAUUCGUAAAAGUUCGUUAGACAUAUAUUAGAUUAACUGCAUUAUAUCUUGGAUUGUACAUAAUGUUAUAUAGUAACUUUGUUCCUCUGAUGUUUAAAUGUAUUUUCGCAGUGAUUUAAAAACUGAGGUACGAUGUGACGCAAUAAUAAAAAGUAGAAGUAUAUAUUGACCAGCUCUAAACAGUAGCAUUAUAUUUGUAAAUCGUUUGAACAGGCGACGCUUUUUGUGUGUUGUGGAUUUUAAUAAAGUCCGUGAUUGUUAAUGAAGAACAUUGUCUAAUUUUCUUUAAUAAUGUUUUUUAUUUCGUUUCAAACAUACAUGUUUUUAUCAUAUUCAAUUAAUGUUUGAGUUAUUUUCAAAGAUAGGCAAAAUGGAAAACAUCAUUUUAACCAAAUUAUCAUACAUCAAUUGUUUCAAGUUUAACAUUUACCAUUCAUAGACAGUUUGAAGAAUGUCACCAUAUAUUGUAUAAUGAAAUAUAAUAGUGUAUAAAUAAGUGAAUUUCUGCAAUACUUGCAUGCACAGUACGUUCUUUUGUUUAGUUAGUGUGUGUUGUAAAGGAAAGCUGAAGUGUUAAAAUAGGAAUAUUCUAUGAUAUUGAAGUUGACAUACAUAUAGUAUGAAGUAUUCAGUUGUGCAUUGAUGUUAAAAUGAUGUUAAUUAUGCAUAUUAAAGGAAUAAAAUAAGAUAUAUUGAAGAAAAGGUGCAUUUUCUCGGUUACUAACACCAUUUAAACAUUUUAAAGAGUGUUACAAAGGUGUAUUUAGUAUGCUAAAAAGAUUUUCUUGCUUUAAAACAUAUUAUGUUUUUACAUUAAAUGACGGUGUUAUUUUUUAAAUCUUGAAAUAUUUUGAAACCUACACUUUGGUUUUAAGAUACUGAUCAACUGUAAAUAUUAGGAAGUUUUUGAAUAAAUUUACAAAACGUAUUCCUUUCCCACACUACUUGCUUUCAAGUAGAACAUAGUACUCUUUAAGAAUUUUGGAAAGUCUUUAUCUAAUGAUUAAAGUUAUUUUGUAACAUUAUUUAUGACCCAUUUUAAAGAGUUAUACUUUUCCUUAAAACAUUCGUGAUAUUAUUACAUUCCUUUUGAAGAAAACAUGCUUAAUUGUAACAAUGUAAGCAUAGCGUAAACAGGGCUUGUAUUGGAAAUUGUUGGUCUACAAAAGUUUGUUUGUAAUUAUGCACAAAGCUACACAAUGGGCUAUCUGUGCUCUGCCCACAACGAGUAUCGAAACCCGGUUUCUAGCGUUGUAAGUCCGCAGACAUACCGCUGUGUCACUUGGGGGGGUCUUAUAUAAGUAAGCAUUUUUAUAUACUUUAAGAAAUCCAUAAAAAAACUACAAAGUUGAUUAACUUAAAUACCUUUUGGAAUAAUCUCAUUAACUCUAAAGCGAUAUAUUUCUUCUCUUGUGUUUUCUUAUAUACUGUGGUGUUUCUUUAAUUAGAUUUGAUGAAAAUAAAAUUUUCAAUCUAACAAAAAAUUUUAACUGACUGAUUUUAACUUAAUAGUGCAAUAAAAAAUGCCUAAAAGUCCAUAUAGGGUGCUUAAGUAAUAAUUCUAAUCAUCUUUGUUCAAAAUUCACAAGACAACUCUCAACAUUUCGUUUUAUAAGAGGAACAAAGUUCAGAAGUACCAUUGCUUUUCUGUAAUAUUCAAAACAUAAUAUAGCUCUAACAAAUAAACAUGGCACUAUGGAAGAAAUCAUUGAGCACGUUUUAAGUGCUAUUAUACUAAAUAAUUUCAUUUUCAAAAUAUGUUUAUAAAAUUCUAGAA